Molecule: messenger RNA, 1228 nt
Organism: Amblyraja radiata (thorny skate)
Lineage: Eukaryota; Metazoa; Chordata; Chondrichthyes; Rajiformes; Rajidae
Product: zinc finger protein 2 homolog
Exons: 2
Coding region: 242-1195 (317 amino acids)
Biological process (GO): regulation of transcription by RNA polymerase II
Cellular component (GO): nucleus
Molecular function (GO): DNA-binding transcription factor activity, RNA polymerase II-specific; RNA polymerase II cis-regulatory region sequence-specific DNA binding
Source: RefSeq, a predicted model, not a curated record
CCCGACCCGCUGAAUGACUCCAGCACUGUGUGACCUUCUUCCCAUGAUGCAUUCUGCCCCCCACGUGACUCUGCGCAAUGGCAGGGGCGGGGCCGACACCUGUCAGGGUUUAGGAGCCGUUGCUGUGGACCGAGGCGUGAGCGGCAAUAGAGUGCGGCCAGGGUGCUGGUGAGUGCCCCCUCCCCCUUCUGCUCGGUGUGCGGGCUGAGUUUCGAGGGGCUGAGCUUUGGUGGAGGACCACAUGGCGGGGCACAACAAGGAGAAGCGUUAUGAGUGUGAUGUGUGUGGCAAGGCCUGGCGGUACCCGAGCGAGCUGGAGGCGCACCGACGGGUUCACACGGGAGAACGCCCCUUUGACUGCACAGAGUGCGGCAAGAGCUUCAAGACGACGAGUGACCUGAAGGUCCACCAGCGAGUGCACACGGGCGAGAGGCCCUAUGGCUGCUCCACCUGUGGCAGGAGCUUUACCCAGUUGUCGGGGCUGCGGGAGCACCAGUUGGGGCACAGCAGUGAGUGGCCUUUCACCUGCUCCGACUGCGGCAAAGGCUUCAAGUCUUCGCCGGUACUGAAGGCGCAUAGGCGCCUGCACACCGGGGAGCGCCCUUACACCUGCACCCUGUGCGGCAAGGGCUUCACCCACUCCAAAAACCUGCUGGUCCACCAGCGCCGCCACACCGGUGAGCGCCCCUACACCUGCACCCAGUGCGGCAACGGCUACUCCCGCUCCAGCAGCCUGCUGGUGCACCAGCGCACUCACACCGGCGAGCGCCCCUACAUCUGCACCCAGUGUGGCAAGGGAUUUACCCGCUCCACACAUCUGCUGUCCCACCAGCGGGUGCACUCCGGUGAGCGGCCCUUUGGCUGCUCUGAUUGCGGCAAGGAUUUCAAGGAUGCGCAACAGCUGAAGAACCACCAGCGAGUGCACACGGGCGAGAAGCCCCAUGGCUGCUCCACCUGCGGCAAGAGCUUUGCCCGGUCGUCGGGGCUAUGCCAGCACCGGCGGGUGCACAGCGGUGAGCGGCCCUUCACCUGUUCUGACUGCGGCAAAGGUUUCAAGUCGUCUGCUCACCUGAAGGUGCACAGGAGCCUGCACACCGGAGAGCGGCCCUACACCUGCAGCGACUGUGGCAUGGGCUUUACCCAGUCCACCAGGCUGCUAGAGCACCAGCGCACCCACAUCGGCGAGUGCCCCUAAACCUGCGCCCAGUGCGGCAAGCGCUUCACCCGC